Pyricularia grisea is the source of this 4200-nucleotide messenger RNA. RefSeq lists its product as uncharacterized. The coding region runs from base 1009 to 3135 and encodes 708 amino acids. The transcript has 4 exons. Gene Ontology annotation, biological process: regulation of transcription by RNA polymerase II. NCBI's taxonomy places the organism in Eukaryota, Fungi, Ascomycota, Sordariomycetes, Magnaporthales, Pyriculariaceae. The record is from RefSeq and is a predicted model, not a curated record. Gene Ontology annotation, molecular function: DNA-binding transcription factor activity, RNA polymerase II-specific; RNA polymerase II transcription regulatory region sequence-specific DNA binding.
CCUCCCUCUUAUGCAAGCACAACUCAGUCCAUAACAUACAUGUACCUACUCUGCACCGCCCAUCCAGCCUGGCUGCCCUCGACACUUUGUGCUUGCUAUACUCUCUUAUGGGCCACAUUCAACCCGUCUCUCUGUUUCUGAAUCCGGAUCUCUCUUUGUCUUUUCCCCGUAGGGACUGAACCUUGGAUGUGCGGUAUUCUUCGGUACUACGCUAAUCCCGCUUCUGUCCUGCUGAACGAAGCUGCUGGGGUUCCCUCGACAGGCGGCCUUGCUGCGACCACGGGGUAGCCAUCUACCUGGAGCUCCAUACACACCUUGGGGGGCCCUGGCAGUCCAAGGAACAGCAUCGAGGUCGAUCGACCCCACCAGAGCAUCAUUCAGCACGACCUCGCUCUCUCCGCCCAUAUAUCACUCUAUGUCCAGGCCCUUGACGCAUAAUCGCUAAGUAUCUCGCCUGCUUGUCGUCUCUUUGCUCUUUUCCUGGCGAUCUUCUAUCAAUACCACCUCGUAUCGUGAAGAUCUUUUCAGAUCUAUUUCGCAUAUCUGCCCUUCUCUUGGUCAUUCUUUUUUGGAUCAUCUCUUUCCUUUGGCUUUCAAACGCCUGGCCGAUCACUACCACAUAACCGCCUACCUCGCAAACAUCUUUGCCACUAUCCCCGCGUCACACGACUGCCACUGGACUGCACGUUAGAGCAUUCGUCGACCGUCAACCGCCUUCUUCUCUUGGAAAAAAAAAAGUCGAAGACCCAACAGUGACGUUACCGCUGCACCUCAAGAUCGACUAGGCCUUCUGCGACCUUUCCCCUUGGUUUCAGUGCUUGCCUCAGAAGCGGGAACUUGGAUAUGGGAACUCGUUCUUGAAAACAACAGCCUUCACCUAUCAUAUCUUCGCAGUCAUAUUAGGUUGCGUUGAGAUAUCGCUUGAGCCCAAGAAGCUGCUUUCGUGGUUCGUCGACCAAGGCUACUCGGACCUUUCCUUAUCGACACGCACAGCGUCAUUAUUUCCCAAUGCUCGUUUCCAGGCAAUGCGAGUCUGAGCAAAACCAGUGGCCUUUUGGAAAGCCCGCUCCUAGUACACGGAUGUCGACCCACUACGAGCCUCCGUUGUCGACGCAGCCGGACUGGCCGGGAUCUUAUCCCUCCUUUCUCCCGCCUGGAGACAAUAUCUUUGGACAAAGCUAUGAUCAUGUCUCCAGCUCGACCGACAAUGCGCAGCAAUCAGCCUCCCAACCACGAUCGACGGUGACGGAGAGCACUUUAGGGGGAGCAGACAAGUCACCGAUCAACAGCAGCCUGCCGGGUCUUGGCGACCGACGAAGCUUCGAUCCUUUAGGAUUGAGGCAGAAGCAGCCGUCGCCGAUUCCGGAGCAGCCUGAGGAAAGGGCGGAUAUGUAUGCUCACAAAUCUUCACAAUCAAACCAACAGGAACAACGAAGUGCAUCGGGUGAGCACCACAGUUCGAGGCUCAGCACAGACUCGUUGAUGUCGGCACCGGCUGGAGGACAAGGGCAGGACCUUUUGACGACUAGGCUUGGCGCAAAUGAGGGCCAGGGGGUCAAGGAAGAGGAGGAUGACGGGCUAGACGAUGAGGAUAUGCUGGAUGACGGAGACGAGGACGGCGGAGACGGCUCCUCACAGCCUCAGACGGCCGCCGAGAGGACUGCACAAAGGAGGAAGAUGAAGCGCUUCAGGCUCACACACCAGCAGACGCGAUUUCUCAUGAGCGAGUUUGCAAAACAGCCUCAUCCAGAUGCAGCACAUAGGGAACGACUCUCCAGGGAGAUCCCUGGGCUUAGCCCGAGGCAGGUCCAGGUUUGGUUUCAAAAUAGACGAGCAAAGAUUAAGCGCCUCACGGCAGACGACAGAGAUCGCAUGAUAAAGAUGAGAGCCGUUCCGGACGACUUUGACAAUGUACAGGCCCUGCACUCUCCAUAUGGAGCCGUGCAUACUCUGGGUACACCCAUCAGCUCACCGGUGGACUUCUCUGGGUCUUCUUACGCCGAGCACAUGAUGCGGCCCCUGAUGGUGGACGUUCGAAGGGGUGAUGGCGAAGACCACCUCUCUCCCACAGGCCUUAGUCCAGCCUUUGGCAGCAUUGGAUUCAACCCAUCGGCCAAUCUGGGCAAUUCCGACAUACUGUCGCCAAUCUCUUCUGCUACUGGUGAUCGCUAUGGCUACCCAGGGCAGCUCUCAUCUCCGUUGAGUGCAGCUCCGCGGACCUCCAACCCCUUCAACAGGCAGGAUGCAAGCAUGCAGAUGCAUAACCAUCACCAGCGCCAAGGGAUCAGAUCGCUUCAGCCUCUGCAACUGCGCGAGACCAUGUCACGGUCGAGGUCAGACUCGCUCCAGUCGCCACUGAGGUCAAGCAUGUCUUGGAAAGGAGAUUCAAUUGACUACUCUACAUACCAUGGACCUCAAAGCCCCCACCUCCCUGGCCGUCACCAGUCAAUUUAUCAGUCUGGCAGCGACAGCAUUGGCACGCCGUCGACGAUGGCUGGCUACGAUUCGAGCACUUAUACUGGCUCCACCGUCCACUCGCCCACGCACAUGACAUAUCCGACUUUCCAGUCAAGCAGCAAUCAAAACCGUACCAACAGAAUACGGUCUGUUUCCGCUGCAGCGACAAUGCAGCCUCUGAGCCUGGACCUGAGGUCAAGCCCCUACCGGCCGCCUGGUCAAGGUCUGGCGGCCCAAUCACCAACGGCACAGACGCGGACGGCGUCGGCCUCCCACCUUGGCGGCGCAUCCUCCAGCUACUCUACAAGCUUUCCAUCAGCACCUCUGACGGCGCCCGUCGACUUCAGCCUGCCACGGACCCCCAGCUACCGCUCACAGACGGAGUACUCAAUCCCACAGAUGAGCGCACCAAUUGCACCGCCUAAUGACUUCUCCCAAGCCUUCCAAAGCAUUGGUGGAGGUGCCGGCAGGACACCGAUACGUGACGGAGGCUCGGGCACCACACUGCAUCCCAUCGGCGGCGGAGCUGGAAGCCAGGCAGUCGGGUCGGUGGUGUCACCGCCUAACAGGUCCCCCGACUAUACCACGUCUUCGGAUGUUGCGCUCAAGAGAAAGCCGAGCUUCGGAGCUGGAGCUGGGGCGACCUCGGGUCCUGCAUCAUAUGGGACUUUGAACUGAGGUCGUCGGAUCUUGAGCUGAUCUGCCUUAUUACCCCUGUUCCACGAAAAGAAAUUCUCCGAAGCUUUUCUUCGACCACUGAUGGUUCAUCCCAAACAUGGGACGUGAAAAUGAACAUACCCGAAUCAUGUCUUUUACUUCUUUUUCUUUUUAUUGGCAUUUCUGGAACCAUUGGUCUUUUUUUUUCGCUUCGAGCUUUUUGCAUCAUUGACCGGAGUCCUUCUGCAACUGAAUCUAAGUUGAUUCUUUCCAAAUCUCUUUUAACAGCUUCUCUUGUAUAAAAAAUCGCUUUGUUCUCUGUUUUUACAUCUCUUCAUUUUCUGGCACAAACAAAAAAAAACUUGGAAAAUGACUGGACGAUUGUCUUGCGGUUUCACUCUUAGCUCUAUUUCCUCCCUUCUUUUUAUGAGAGAUACCAAUUCUUUUCUUCUUUUCCUAUUCUUGUUUCUUCUACGUCGUAUGAUGCAGAGGUGGGGAAAAAAUGAAAGCGCACUCUUUAUGUUGGAAUAGCCUAUUUCAUACGUCUUAGUUUUCUUGUUUUCUUUCCUCUUUCUCACAGUUCUCCUAUGUACUUUUAGUGCCGGUGUGAAUUUCCUCUUAUUGGUUUUUAUUUUUUUUUUAUUUUUCAGUGUUUGGAAGUUUGCGUACGCGGUUGUAUUUGCCCGCGUGGAUGUCGUUCUUGUUACUUGGGGAGGGUUACGGGCGAGGGUUUCCGAUUUUCUUAUGUUGCUUGGACAGGUACGGAUGGAAACACUCAUUGGAACGGAUCUGGAAAGGGAAAUAUGGAAGGUACUGGCUUUGGGGGGGACCGCAUCUCUUGAUGCUACGCACAUUUUAGAUAGGUAGCUUGCCUCUUUUUCUCCCAACUUUACGUUUGCUCAUUCAGUACGCAGUGUGGAGAUUUUUAUUGUAUAUAUUAGACAAAUCAAAACGACAUCAUAUCGGGAGAGGCACAAUUUCGCUUUGUUUUUUUUUUUCACACUUGUGCUUCCCGUCAUUCUUGCCAUUUUUUCUUUCUUUUACAAGAAUUGGGCAUUUUGUAUAUAGAUCAAGACUCGAAGCGGC